AUGUCUGACCGUCUAUUAGAUUUCUCUAUCUCCUAAGAUUCUCUUACAUUAAUUCAUACAAGAAAUCGACAUUAUACACAUAUUAUAGGCAGCAUUAUACUAAAUUUUAUAACACUAUUAACAUUCAGUAUAAUAUAAGGAUACAUAUUAAUGAGUCAUUAAGAUUGGGAUGCUAUUGCAGUGUUGAUUUUUGCAUGUUUUUUAUCAUCCUCAUUUAGGCAUUACAAUUAUAUUAGAAGGACUUAGUUUGUUAUAAAUAUUCCAUAUGCAGACAGAUAAAUUAGUAAUAACUACAUCUUUGUAAGUAUUAUUUUAAGAAUUAAUUUAGUAUAAUAAUGACUGAAACUUUAAUCUUAGGAAUAUCAAUAUAUUAGACAACAACAGAAGAAUUUGAAUAAGAUUCAAAAUUUGAGAUUUUUGUUUAAGUUAUUGCAAUAAUCUUAUUUUUUUUAAUUGCUAUUCUAAAAUUAAUUUUGGUUAUUCAAUUAAAAAAAGUAUUAGAUUUAACAAGAGCAACGAAUUAAAUUAAAGAAGGAAUGAGGAGUAAAUAGGCUUAUGAGAAUUUCUCUAAAACCUUGAAGUGA
Molecule: messenger RNA, 584 nt
Organism: Paramecium pentaurelia
Lineage: Eukaryota; Ciliophora; Oligohymenophorea; Peniculida; Parameciidae
Source: the annotation of a GenBank genome assembly